Molecule: messenger RNA, 1557 nt
Organism: Hansenula ciferrii
Lineage: Eukaryota; Fungi; Ascomycota; Saccharomycetes; Phaffomycetales; Wickerhamomycetaceae
Product: Vesicular inhibitory amino acid transporter
Exons: 1
Coding region: 1-1557 (518 amino acids)
Biological process (GO): amino acid transmembrane transport
Cellular component (GO): vacuolar membrane
Molecular function (GO): amino acid transmembrane transporter activity
Source: RefSeq, a predicted model, not a curated record
AUGUCAUCACCACCAUCAAAUCAACAAAAUGAAGGUAGAAGGCGUUCUUCUUUUUAUAAUUCAUUCCAAGAAGUAUUAAAUGCAGGUGGUAAGAAUUCAAUAAACAAUUUUGCUUCAUCAUAUUCACGUUCUGCAAAUUUUCUUAAUGCUGAUUUUGAUUAUUCACAACGACCAUCAAAAUUAACCUUAGGUACAUCAGACGAUGCACAAUUAGAUGAAGAAUCUGCUUUGAUUGAUGAAGAUAGUCCAAGUACUUAUACCGGUGUCGAUGAUGAUCAUUUAGACCCUAACCAACCACUACAUCAACAUCAACAUAAUUAUGGAGCUAUAAUGGAUGAAGAAAACAUUAGUAUUAGAGAAGAGGUAUUGUUAAAGUCCGGUAAUAGUACAGCACCACAAACUAUAUUCAAUGGUAUAAAUACAUUAAUUGGUAUUGGUAUCUUGACAUUACCUUUAGGUUUACAUUAUGCUGGAUGGAUAUUAGGCUCAAUCAUCUUGUUAAGUUGUGCAAUUUCUUCACAAAUUACUGCUAAAAUUUUAUCUGAAUGUUUGAAAAAAAAUCCAAAAAUGAAAACUUAUGGUGAUAUUGCACAGUAUUCAUAUGGUAGAAUUGCUUAUCUAGUUGUUGUAUCAACUUUCACAAUUGAUUUAUUAUUUGCUGGUAUUUCAAUGAUUAUUUUAUUUGCAGAUUCAUUUAAUGUCUUAACUGGUAUUAAAACUGUUUAUUUUAAAAUUUUAAUUUCCAUUAUGUUUUUCCUAUUAAGUUUUGUUAACUUAAGUAUAUUAUCAUCAUUAAGUCUUGUUGGUAUUAUAUGUACUUCAUUAAUUGUUUGUGUUGUUUUCUUUUGUGGAUUUAUCAAAGCUCAUGCACCAGGUUCAUUAUUAGAAAUUUCAUCAACUUCAUUAUGGCCAAUGGAUUUAAAACAUUUAUUAUUAAGUUUAGGUAUAUUCAUGUCACCAUUUGGUGGACAUGCAAUUUUCCCAGAAUUAUAUAAAGAUAUGAAAUCACCACAAAAAUAUAAAAAAUCAUGUAAUGUUAUAUUUUCAUUUACUUGGUUUGUUGAUUAUGUUAUGGCAAGUUUAGGUUAUUUAAUGUUUGGUCAAAUAAUUACAGAUCAAGUUACUAAAUCAAUCAUGCUUACUGAAGGUUAUCCAAAAUGGAUUGGACUUGUUAUUUGUACAUUAAUGGGAUUAUUACCAAUUUCAAAAGGUCCAUUAAUUACACGUCCAAUUAUCACAAUGACUGAUCAGUUAACUUUAGAUUUAUCAUUACACCCAAAGAAAUCAAAUCAUGAAUUUGUCAUUAAAUUUAUUAAUCGUUUUGUUGUUACAUUGAUUUUCCUAAUCACUUCUUUAAUUUUCACAGAUUUUGGUAGAAUUAUGUCAUUUUUAGGUAGUGCAAUUUGUUUUUCAAUUUGUAUUAUUUAUCCAUUAGCAUUUUAUUUGAAAUUAUAUCAUGAUGAACUUUCAAAUUUACAGAAAACAAUUUCAUAUAUUGGUAUAAUCAUUGCCUUGAUAUUUGCAGUCUCUGGUACAAUUGCUGUUGUUUUUGCCUAA